CCACCAAUCAGAAAGGUGCGCGUGAAAUUUGAAAGGUUUGCGAGGAAACGCUUACAAUGCGUGAGUUCGUGGGUAAGGGGCGUCAUAAGCAAACACAAAAAGAUUGAAAAAUCCCUUUAAAUGGCAUUUUAAUCUCGGCACGACCUUCUGUAAGUAAUGCACCCACUGACGUUUACGUAUCUCCGCAAAUAACUUAUUUGACUCUGCUCAUUAUUUUUAAAGCAGGAAAGAACAACUCAGCUGUCCAACGACGUGAACGAUUAAUUGGUGGCGUUUCACUAGUGACGCCUGUUCUAAUAAACACCACCGCACCAUGUAAUUGCAAAGUUCGUUGUAAAUCAAAUCCUUCCCAGUUUUGACAACAGAAGAGUGCACGUUUCGGAUACAGAACCACGACUAUCGCAGGUUUCGUGUAGGCAUAAACGUGGAAAGUGCACGUUUCCACCUAAACGUCUCCGUGGCACUUAAUUUAAAAUCCUCCACGGCCGUGAUCUGCAGCUGGCGUGCAUGAAGUCAAUGUCAUAAAAGAGGUUGGACGAAGCAGUUUUUGACACUUUCUUCUGAAGAUCCUAUUGACUGUUUUGCACAGUAGUGGUACUGUGCAAAAUAUGGAGAAGAGCUUCCGGUCUGACGCCCUGAAUCCCAUUUAUAAAAACAGCUGCAUAACUUCUUCAUUGGACCAAGGAUUUAGCGAGUCAUUGCAGACUUCUGGGUAUAAACUGAAUGAAACUAAGGACACAUCAAGGAUUCUUGAUGAGGUGCAAGAUUGCUUUGAAGAAUCUACAGAAAACGUCAGCUUGCCGAAAUAUGCUCUUGCAAAAUCUUCAAGCAAAAACCGGCAAAAUAUUAAAAGCCCAACAUACUGCACUUCAAGAGACAAAAGUUAUGUUUCUUCUGGUUUCUAUGAGACACCUAGAGCAUCUAAAAAACAUGCCUCUCUUCGACGGCAGCUACUUGUCUCAAAAACUGUUUCAGAGGGCAGGAAAGGCCAUGCUAGAUCCUCACUUGAAAGCCGAGACUAUUCCUGUCGACGGGUUGACAGUCUUGAAGAUGGUUCUUUACACAGCUCUCUUGAUUCACCAGAAAAGGAUAACUUUGUAGCCUUAGCAACUAGCACUUUAAAAAAUGAAGAAUCUACUGCUUCCGGUGUUAAAAGGUUUUUAUUUUCUCAAAUGAGAACUUCAACACUUGAAGACCUGGAAAAUGAGAAGAAUCCUCCUUUAGCACUUAGCCUGUCAGAGAUUCAGCAUGACCUUGAUGAAAGUAUUAUUUCUUCUUUCCAAUGUGACUCUGUUAGCCCAGAACUUUUUAUAACCCCUCAGCUCAAGAAGUUCUCAAAGUCAUAUCCUGAUCAGUUUCUUACUCCAGUAGGUCACCUUGUGGAUAGCUUUAAUCUGAAUUUGUCUGUCUUAACAACUCCACCUGUGACUCCAAUAGCAGAGAUUGACACGUCAACAACAGAGGACAGUGGUUUCAAUUCUGUUGGCCUUCAUAAAUCACAGGAUUCCUUUAUGGAUCAUGAUGGAUCAUUUCAGGAAUUAUUGCACUCAAGAGAUAAAGAAACACCACAGUCUUUUGAAUCUAAGAGAAGGUCACGGCUGGACCGAAAUCGAAGACUAUCUACACUACGAGAAGGUGGAUCGCAAUCUGAAGAGGAGGCAGUCUCUAAUGGGAAAAAUUCAAGAGCAGCUACAUUCAAAUGCCAUAAAAAGGAGGAUCACAUCCCCAAAGAAGAUGCUGAUUUGUCUAUAAAUGAAGUUUCCAAUAAUAAAGGGAUAUUAAAUCUAACAGACUUGUCUCAAACCCCUGCACUGCAAGUCAUGCAUACAAUUUGCUUAAGAGGUGUGAGGAGCCAACAUGCAAAGACACCAGGGGAGAAUGUUUUUGAUUUUUCUGGAAGCUUUGAACUGUUCCAACCUAGUGCAUCUCUUGCAGGACUUAUAGGAAGAAAGAUGGGCCUGAAACAUGUUGAUAUUUUAGCUGAAUUGAAAUACAGGAACCUUAAACACAUCCUGGCUUUGAUUUUAAAUAGACUUUCUCCAGAGGACAUACACAGUUUUGGGCAGGUGUCUCUUGUCUGGGAUGAAAUUAUUUUGCAAGAUAAAAUAAUUCGCCGAAGAAGAAGAGCAUAUAUUAAGGAGUUAAAGGCAAUAGCUAAGCAAGAUAAUCGGUCACACAUGCCUGAUACAGAAACCAGAUUAAAUGUGCAAAACAGAUCUCCCCUGAAGUCUGUUCAAGCCCAGCAAAGGCUGUCCAGUUCAAUGACCCCCGUGCUGACUUUGACUCCUUUAAAUGGAACUAGUAGAAAAGUUGUAAACUCUGCAAGUAAGCAGGAUGCAUUUAUAAUGGUUGCCAAGACACUUUUAAAUGAUGAAUGCCUAAAAUCUUGCCCAAGGUGCAGGUAUCCAGCUAAGUGCCAUAAAGAAAAGAAGCAAGGUAUAUGUAGUUGGGAAGAAUGUGCCUUUGACUUCUGCACAGAGUGCCUGCGAGCUUUUCAUGGAUCUAAGGAGUGUGAAACUUUCUCUGUUCAUCGGCGCAAUAACAAGGAAGCAUUGCCAGGGAGUGCCAAGAGCAAACGCAAUUUGAAACGACUGUAAAUGCCUGUCUGUAAUGCCUCUGUUUUAAAAUUUCAGUUAUUGAUUUAAAUACCCAUUUACACUAUGUAUAUGAAACCUAUUAAAAGUAGUAUAUUU
Messenger RNA from Polypterus senegalus (gray bichir), 2693 nucleotides. It is a transcript of the gene fbxo43, whose product is annotated as F-box protein 43. The record is from RefSeq and is a predicted model, not a curated record. Gene Ontology annotation, cellular component: nucleus. Gene Ontology annotation, biological process: negative regulation of meiotic nuclear division; regulation of mitotic nuclear division. The transcript has 5 exons. The coding region runs from base 609 to 2597 and encodes 662 amino acids. NCBI's taxonomy places the organism in Eukaryota, Metazoa, Chordata, Cladistia, Polypteriformes, Polypteridae.